This is a messenger RNA of Loxodonta africana (African savanna elephant), 571 nucleotides long. Its product is annotated as beta-defensin 103A-like. Gene Ontology annotation, biological process: cell chemotaxis; defense response to bacterium. NCBI's taxonomy places the organism in Eukaryota, Metazoa, Chordata, Mammalia, Proboscidea, Elephantidae. The record is from RefSeq and is a predicted model, not a curated record. Bases 255 to 458 code for a protein of 67 amino acids. The transcript is spliced from 2 exons. Gene Ontology annotation, molecular function: chemoattractant activity; CCR6 chemokine receptor binding. Gene Ontology annotation, cellular component: extracellular region.
AGAAGAGUUCAGGGGAGCCAUAUGUCUAUACUCAGCUUUACUUCAUUCAUUAGGUUUGUAAUACAGGGUAAUUGGGUGUGUUCUGAGAGACAUUUGUAUGAAGCAUCAGGAAAUAUGUCAUAAUGUCAUCACUAUAAUAUUACAAACAUCGCAGCUGCUGCUUACUUCUGCCUAGGGCUGUGUGUGGGAACCUUUAUAAAGUGUACAAGCACAUCUUUUGCUCCAGUCUCAGCUUGCUGUGAAGCCUGUCAGCUAUGAGAAUCCAUUAUCUUCUACUUGCAUUGCUCUUCUUGUUCUCGAUGUCUGUUCCAGGUAAAGGAGUAUUCAUAAGUGCAUUACAAAAAUAUUUUUGCAAAAUAAGAAGCGGCAGGUGUGCAGUGCUUGGCUGCCUUCCAAAGGAGGAACAGAUAGGCCACUGUUCUUUGACUGGCCGAAAAUGCUGCCGAAAAAAGAAAUAAAAACUCCAGAAACACGAUCAUAAUGUUGUACAGCGAGAAAAUGCCUCCUUAAAACUUACAAAAACAAAAUCAAAUUAUAUAUAUGUAUAUGUAUCUAUUGUCUAUUUAGUGUA